CAGUAACAUCAGUGAGAGGUACUCUUGGAUAAAUCUCUACAUGACAUGGAACAAAGCCCAGCAGUUCUGUCGCGUCAACUACACAGACCUGGUCAGCAUAAGAAAUGAAGGUGAAAAUGUGGAAAUAAUGAAGAAAGCACAAGGCAGUCCCUUCUGGAUCGGUCUGUUCAAUGACCCAUGGAAGUGGUCUGAUGGUGCACAGUCAAAAUUUAAAAAAUGGAAAAAUUGGGAACCAAAUAAUUGGAAUCUUAAUGAAAAAUGUGUGGAGAUUAGGCCAGAUGGAACUUGGAAUGAUGCUGAUUGCAGUUUACAAAAACAAUUUAUUUGUUCACAAACUUUGGUGGAUAAAAGGAUUAUGAUGAGAGUCCGUAUUGAUGUACAGAAUGGGCUGAAACCCGAGGAUCCAAAAAUCAGUGAAGCCAUCUUGAAUCAGAUCAAGGAGAGUCUAUCAAAACAAAAUUUUACAGGAAAUCUUCAGUGGAAAAAGACAAAUGGAAAUAUUUUCAAUGUGCUAAAUACCAAUGAAGACAAUAACACUGGAUAGAAAUCGGUGUGCAAGUUCAUAUGGUCUACAUGCUGCUUCUACUGCUACAGCAGCACUGUUCCAAUAAAGUCAUAUCUCAGACGGCUGUAUAGUUUUAAUAAUGUACAGGAAAUGCUUGUUGUGGGGAUUUUGAAUUGACUUUAUAAUGUGAUAAUUAUAUCUGGUAAAUGAAAUAAUUAUAAUCUAUGGCAAGAUUAGCUUUAUAUUUAUUGUUGAGGGCUUUUCUGAAAAAAAAUAAAAUUAUAAUAAACACACUUAUUAUAUUAUUUAUUUAUGUUAUUGUUGUUAAUCAUUUAGUUUCUUUGUUUUCAUGUAUUUUUUGUUACUUUCCUUGUAUUUUGUGGGUGGUUCCCCAAGAGGUUGGGUCACCUGUCAAUAACUGUCAAAGGGCUGCCUUCAGCCCUACAAAGGCUGAGAGAUUCCCACAGUCCCUUGCUGUUCAUUGUAUGUGAUUAUAUAUGACUUUUAUGUUCAGAUUUAUGGAUUUCUAGAUGUUUUAACCUGCUUUGCCCAUUGCAUGACUAUUCUUGAGGAUUUGUGUUAUGAGACUGUGUUUUUUUUUCUUUUUGCGCUCAGUAAAGCUAUUUCUGUUA
Messenger RNA from Erpetoichthys calabaricus (reedfish), 1137 nucleotides. RefSeq names its product hepatic lectin-like. NCBI's taxonomy places the organism in Eukaryota, Metazoa, Chordata, Cladistia, Polypteriformes, Polypteridae. The transcript has 3 exons. The record is from RefSeq and is a predicted model, not a curated record. Bases 41 to 544 code for a protein of 167 amino acids.